Zeugodacus cucurbitae (melon fly) is the source of this 4676-nucleotide messenger RNA. RefSeq names its product lipase 3. The record is from RefSeq and is a predicted model, not a curated record. The transcript has 6 exons. Gene Ontology annotation, biological process: lipid metabolic process. Lineage: Eukaryota; Metazoa; Arthropoda; Insecta; Diptera; Tephritidae. The coding region runs from base 964 to 2919 and encodes 651 amino acids.
AAGCUUUGCUACAAAACGCGCUUAGCCUCGCUGCAGUUUGUUAGCGGAGUUCGAGCUAAAUGGUAGUGUUGUGAAGAAUAGUUUCGUCGGUGAGAUUUGUGAAAAAGUGCAAAUGUAUGAAGUUAAAUAAGCAUUGCAUUUUACAAACGGCAAAUGUAAAUGCGCUUGUUUAUGUGUUGCAAAAUUGAUAGCUUUCAAAUUUGUGGCCUAAUUAACGUUGCGGCGAAUGCAAUACGUUGUAGCUGCUCGACCGUGAAGCGCGCGCGGAAAGUAUUUGAAAUUAGUGCAAACAAUUUGAAUAUUUGUUGCGUUGAAGCGCGGAAAUUCAAAAUUGAGUAAGAUGCAUUUCCUACAUAGAGGAAAAAGUACACACGAUAAUCAAAAAUUAUAGUGCAUGAAAUUUUGAACGAUAAAAGCAAAUUAUUGAAACUGCGUGCGCUAAAAUACAUUAAUCAAAAUCGUUUAAAGCCACAGAAGUCAGUAGGCAGAAUUUCAAAUUUCAAAAGAGGAAGUUGCUAAUAAACACAGUGCGAAAAAUAAACAACCAUAGUUUUUGCAAAACCAAAAAUAAAUCACUAAGCCAGUGGAAAAGUGGCGAACGAAAGUAACAGCCAUAAAGCUGAAAAACUGAAAAAGUGCAAGUACUAACCGCAAGCAGUCGCCCACUUUAUGCACGCUGCACUACCGCGUGUCUGACGAGUCGUCUCGCCGUUUGCGUGCCGCGCAUUUGCAGUGCGCAGUGCUUUGUUCGGAUAUUUUUGCUACUCAAAAAUACAUAUUUCUGCAACAAAAAGUUCCAACCACACAGCGUGCUAAUUUUUCACUAUUUACGCGCAUUUUGUUUUCUAUCUCUUACCUAUUCAAACUAUUUUCUCUAAUAAUUGCGUCUUAAGCAACGGCUUGCACAUUUUUGGGUGCGUUAAGUGUGUUUUUUUUUUCGUACUACUGUGUCCAACGAUAACGAUGCUGAAAAGUGAAAAUACUAGUUACCGGAUUUUUAGUCUAUGGCCGCUGGCAUUUGCCUCUUUCCUUGCACUGCAGCUGCUCGCCGGCUCCGCCGAAGCCUUCACCAUACUCUCGCCGUUCAGCUACACCUCUUUGAGUUUUAAGAAUCUGCUGAACUCCGUGUUUUUGGCCAGUAAUGCAAAUUUGGCGGGCGGUGGGCGAAAUCUGAAAUCAGACGUACUUGAGGAUGCAUCACUGAUAACGCCGAAAUUGAUACGCAAGUACGGUUACCCAUCAGAGACACAUACAGUGGUCACAAAGGAUGGCUACAUUCUGGAGAUGCAUCGCAUACCCAAACGUGGCGCGCAGCCAGUACUGCUGAUGCAUGGCAUAUUGGACACAUCGGCCACAUGGGUGCUGAUGGGACCGAAAUCGGGGUUGGGUUACAUGCUGUCCGAUCUCGGCUACGACGUCUGGAUGGGCAAUGCGCGUGGUAAUCGCUAUUCGAAAAAUCACACCAGCCUCAAUAGCGAUUACCAGGAAUUCUGGGAUUUCACCUUUCACGAAAUGGGCAAAUACGAUUUGCCGGCCAACAUUGAUUACAUCCUCAGCAAAACAGGUUACGAGCAGCUGCACUACAUAGGACACUCGCAGGGCACUGCAGUCUUUUGGGUGCUAUGUUCUGAGCAACCGUCGUAUACACAAAAAAUCCUAUCGAUGCAUGCGCUGGCUCCCAUUGCAUUCAUUUCUGACAUGAAGAGUCCGCUAUUUCGAACAUUGGUAGUGUUUUUGGACUUUUUAACGGCGGCGACGCGCAUGCUACGCAUUACAGAAUUUAUGCCCAAUACAAAGUUGUUUGUGGACCACACGCAGGUGGUUUGCCACGACAAUGCAAUGACGCAGGACGUCUGUUCGAAUAUCUUAUUCCUGGUGGCCGGUUACAAUUCGGAGCAAUUGAAUAAGACCAUGUUACCAGUCAUGUUGAGUCACACGCCUUCGGGCGCAUCAAUUAAACAACUUGAACACUUCGGACAACUAAUGAAAUCGGGACAUUUCCGAAAAUUCGAUCGCGGCUAUUUGCGUAAUCAACUCGAAUACAAUCGCAUGACACCGCCCGAUUAUGAUCUGUCCAAGGUGAAGGUGCCGGUGGCACUUUACUAUUCGAUGAACGACAUGCUGGUGUCGACGACGGGUGUCGAUCGUUUGGCACGCGAGUUGCCCAAUGUGAUUGACAAAUACCUGGUGCCCAUGGAGAAGUUCAAUCAUUUGGACUUUUUAUGGGCGAUCGAUGUCAAGUCGCUUGUGUACAAUCGCCUUGUAAGGAAUAUUCGACGCGUGGAGAAUUAUAAGCAAAAGCAAACGCUGCAAAUCAAUGCGGGCAUGCAGCAGUUGAGCGCGCAUCUACAACAACAACAUUUACAAUUAUUACAUCAACAGCAACAGCAACAACAGUUGCGGGAACAGCAACAAUUGGAAAAUCAGCAGCAACAACAACAACAAAGAAGCGGAAACUUACGCUCGAGCUCAAAUACGAAUUUCCAUACGUUAUCGAAUGCGAAUUUAAAUUCGAACACAAUUGGCAGCGCCAGUCAGCACAUAAAUAGACGCUUACAUCCGCAUGGUGGGGCCGUACAUUCGGCUUAUGCUUCGAUUUUGCCGAAAUUACCGUCAACAGCUACAGCGCCAUCUCCGAAAGCAACACCAACUCUGUCAAUACCGACGACACUGCCAAUCGCUAACACGAACUCGAAUAGAAAUCAAGAUGUAUCUAUGAUAGAUUCGGAUAUACAUCCCGUUUAUAAACCAGACGGGACAGAGCAUGAAACAACGAACCACGAUAGUGUUAAUGCGAAUAUAGCUUCAGAUUCUAUGUCAGCAUGGCAUGGUACUGAGUCGAAUACAGAUGGCGCGACAACAAUUGUGCCACCUGACUUUUCGGAGAUGCCGAAAAAUUUAGAUGAAGGGAGCGCGUGAGACAAAGCAUAAUUACACUUAGUUAGUCUCUAGUUAACUGUUAACUGUUUUUUUAAGUAAUUUUAUAUGUUCACAACAUGCUACACAAAAUGUAAUAACUUUAAGUUAGUGAUUUCAUCAUUAUUUUCAAAUAAUUUCAUUUCUUCUUAAGUUAUUUUGUAAAUAAUCAUUUAAUUUUAUUAUAUUUUUUAUUUAUGUAUAUUUCAUCGAUUUUAUAUAUAAGAGUGUUUGGAACAAUUGCUUUCAUUUCUCCUUAAAAUUGAAUUUCCUGAUUUAUGAUUUUUAUAAUUAGUUUCCUAAUUGGAAUUUUAAAUGCGUUCAAAGUCCAAAAAGACAAAACAAGUAGUGUACUGUUUGUAUUUUAUUACAUUAUUUUUGCUAUUAUGAAGUUUUUGUUGUUUUAUCUUUAUUUGUUUCUAGUUUGUCUCUUAACACCCGUUGUAUAAUAUAGAAUACAUAUAACGUUUCUUUCAUUUUAAUUUUUCAAAUUGCUCUACACAUUUAAAAAAUAUAACGGAUAUAGGACCGUUGCGUUUUCAGCUCUGUAAUUUAAAUGGUUCCAUUCCGAUUUUCUUAUAAAAACUUAUAUUUGAAAUAAGUACUUAUAUCAUUUAUUUUAUAAACAUUUCAUAGAAUAAAAUAUUAGAAUUAUAAUUAUAAACCGCAAUUAUUGACUGUGAUGACAAACAAUAAACAAACAUGAAAAUAUAUUGAAUGAUACAUAUGUACUAACUAUAUAUAGCAUUUACAUAUAAACAAAUGCCUAUGCAACAGCGAACGUGAAUAACAAUAAUGGCUUAUCAGCUAUCAACUCGUACAUAUAAAUACUUAGAUUAUUCAUAAAUUUGACACAUUAAACAUGGCUACAUAUUUACAUACUACAUUAAUUAGCUAAUUUGCACACAACUUUCGUUUCUUCCGCAUAUGCCAGCCUACUUCACUUCCUCCUCUGUUGAUUGAUUUUUAUUAAAACUGUGAAACUGUGCGGUCUUCAUGCUUUAAUAAAAAUCAAUUGCGUCAUAUUUAAUAAAUAAAAAACAAUUAAAUUAUACAAUGUUUGGUUUCAGCCCCAUUUGUAUUCAUUCUAUGUUUAAUUUUAAUGGAAAAUCGAUACAAAAUGUUAUACCAAAUCCAAAAAUGCUCAUUUUGACUUAGUGAAGCUGACGCACGUGCUCUGUCUAUAUUAUUUAAUAUAUAUUAGAAUAUCGUUUAUAUCAAAGUUGUCAAAAAAUUCACAAGUAACAUGAUAAACUAGAAAAGCUUUGCUCCGUCCGUCUGUCCGUGCAUGCGACCUUAAUUGGGUAAUAGUUUCUGCCAAUACAACAACAUCAGCAGCAAGAUUAGCGAUAAGUUUUAAUUUGACAAAAAGAAUAUCGCCUGAAACAAUAAAUAAAUAAAGAGCAAAAAGAAGCUGGACCAAAAGAUACCAAAUGCUGAACCAAAUACUGAAACUUGAUACUUUGGUUAUCGUCCGUUAUUUCGGACUUUUUCAAGUCCUUGACUUAUAACAAAUUUAUAGCAAUGUUCAUGUCUUCCCGUAAACCGCGUAUAUCGAAUAUUAGGAUUUCUCUACUUUCAAUUGUCUGUUUACCAAAUAUAAAUAUUUGAAAUAUCUUAAUAAGUAUAAUUGUACAUACAUAUAUAAUAUAACUUGCAACCAGUUCAAGAUUAAAAUAGCAACUCUUGAUCUUAUAAAAACAUGUCCCAGUUAAUAAUAAGUUAAAUAUAAAUUUUCAACGGAUUGACUGAACAAGUUA